Molecule: messenger RNA, 1440 nt
Organism: Yamadazyma jaroonii
Lineage: Eukaryota; Fungi; Ascomycota; Pichiomycetes; Serinales; Debaryomycetaceae
Source: the annotation of a GenBank genome assembly
AUGUCACAAUUAGAUUUAGAUAAAUUAUUCGCUAAGAUCGAAGAAUUAAAACCCAAAUUCAUUGAAAGAUUAACUGACGCUGUUGCUAUUAAAUCAGUUUCAGGGGAUGAAAGUUUAAGACCAGAAGUGGUUAAGAUGUCGGACUUUUUGGUUAAAGAAUUAACUACUUUAGGUUUCAAAGACAUCGUUCAAAAACCUUUAGGUACCCAACCACCACCAGUCGUUAAUCCUGACAUUCAAUUACCACCAGUUGUUUUAGCUAGAUCAGGUUCUGAUCCUUCUAAAAAGACUGUAUUAAUUUAUGGACAUUAUGAUGUUCAACCUGCUUCAAUUGAAGAUGGUUGGAACACUGAUCCUUUUGUUUUAACUCACGAUAAAGUUAAAGAUAUCUUAUAUGGAAGAGGUUCAACUGAUGAUAAAGGUCCAGUUAUGGGUUGGUUGAAUGUUGUUGAAGCUCAUAAUGAAUUAGGUUUAGAAUUACCAGUUAACCUUGUUUGUUGUUUUGAAGGUAUGGAAGAAAGUGGUUCAUUAGGUUUAGAUGAUUUAAUUGCCAAAGAAGCUUCUGAUUACUUCAAAGGUGUUGAUACUGUUUGUAUUUCAGAUAACUAUUGGUUAGGUACUAAAAAACCAGUCUUGACUUAUGGUUUAAGAGGAGUUCAUUAUUAUGAAAUUGCUAUCAAAGGACCAGGUGCUGAUUUACAUUCAGGUGUUUUUGGUGGUAUGAUUGGUGAACCAAUGACUGAUUUAAUUAAAAUUAUGUCCUCAUUAGUUGAUUCUCAAGGUAAAAUCUUAAUCAAAGGUAUCGCUGAUAUGGUUGCUCCCUUAACUCCAGAAGAAGAUAAAUUAUAUGAUACCAUUGACUUCUCUAUUGAUGAAUUAAAUGCUGCCACUGGUUCCAAAACUUCUUUACAUGAUAACAAAAAAGAUGCUUUGAAACAUAGAUGGAGAUAUCCUUCAUUAUCAUUACAUGGUGUUGAAGGUGCUUUCUCAGGUGUUGGUGCUAAAACCGUUAUCCCAGCCAAAGUUAUUGGUAAAUUCUCAAUCAGAACUGUUCCAAAUAUUGAACCAGCUAAAUUAGACAAAAUUGUUAUUGAUCAUUGUAAUGAAGUUUUCAAAUCAUUAAACUCAGUCAACAGUAUUGAUGCUCAUUUAUUACAUGAUGGUAACUAUUGGGUAUCUGAUCCUUACAAUGAUUCAUUUGCUUCAGCUGCUAAAGCCACCAAACACGUUUGGGGAGUUGAACCUGAUUAUACCAGAGAAGGUGGCUCCAUCCCAAUCACUUUAACUUUUGAAAAUGAAUUAAAAACCGGUGUUUUAUUAUUACCAAUGGGUAGAGGUGAUGAUGGUGCUCACUCAAUCAAUGAAAAAUUAGACAUGUCUAAUUAUAUUAAUGGUUGUAAGACUUUAGGUGCUUAUUUACAUUAUUACUCUAAAGUUUAG